Messenger RNA from Penaeus vannamei (Pacific white shrimp), 626 nucleotides. RefSeq lists its product as uncharacterized. The record is from RefSeq and is a predicted model, not a curated record. Lineage: Eukaryota; Metazoa; Arthropoda; Malacostraca; Decapoda; Penaeidae.
ACGUCGCCCACGUGACACUUCAUGUCGUCCAGCUCAUGACAUGACCGCCCAUGCCUGAGACGACUCUACGUAUAAAAGUCGAUGUCAUUUUCUGUCAAGGUGUCAGUGUCUGAGUCAGAAGUCCUGGAGACAGACGGUGAUCAUGAAGCUUCUGAUGGUUCUCGUCGCGGCGGCAGUUGCAGCCUCUCUGCCAAGCCCUUUCGCCGAUCCGCACUACAACUUGGCCUACCCACCUCUCCCUUACCCUCAAGGACCCCGCCCCUUCCCCGCCGCUAAGCCAAUCACCGUCGAGAUCCCAGCCAGGAACAUCUCCCUUAUCUUACCCCAAGGUAAUGGCUUCCCCUACUACUUCCCCGAGGCUUUCCCCUUCAUACCUCCCUUCGUGGUCAAGGCGGACGAGUCUGGGAAAGAGGACUCUGACGGGGAGGACAAACCUGCGUCUCAGAAGGACCUCGAGGCCGAAGAGGACCCCGAGGCCGAAGAGAAGGGCCCCGAGGCUGACCCAUAGGACCCGCUGAUAAGGAUGAGGCUGAUAAGCGACCAGGGAGGAGGAGGAGUCGCGUGAGUCUUCUUAGCCUUAGAGAAGGAGUUCGAAGGACCCGUUGAGCCUCCUCAGCUUCCUUGGC